This is a messenger RNA of Empidonax traillii (willow flycatcher), 1461 nucleotides long. It is a transcript of the gene ZNF740, whose product is annotated as zinc finger protein 740. The record is from RefSeq and is a predicted model, not a curated record. Gene Ontology annotation, molecular function: DNA-binding transcription factor activity, RNA polymerase II-specific; RNA polymerase II cis-regulatory region sequence-specific DNA binding. The transcript has 8 exons. Gene Ontology annotation, biological process: regulation of transcription by RNA polymerase II. Gene Ontology annotation, cellular component: nucleus. NCBI's taxonomy places the organism in Eukaryota, Metazoa, Chordata, Aves, Passeriformes, Tyrannidae. The coding region runs from base 393 to 1007 and encodes 204 amino acids.
CAUCCGCCCGGCGUUUGCGGCUCCCGGAGGUGGUGGCGGGGGCGGAGUUUCCGGUUCCGGGUGAGGGCGGGGGGGGCGGCGGGAGUGCAGAGGGGCCGCGGAAGGACCCCCCGACAGCUUCAUCCCUGCGGAUCCAACGCCUCCCGCUUUGGGGGGUCCCGGCUUUGGGGGGGGGGCCUGGCCGAGUGUCCCCCCCCUUUCCCGAGCCUGUGGCCCCCCAGGAAGAGGAGGAAGAGGAGGAGGAGGAAGAGGAGGAGGAGGAGGAAGGAAUGGCGGCGCCGUGGCGGGUACUGGAGCCCGCCCAAAAAUCCAUAAAAAUUUACUGAUCCCACCUUUUCUGCCCCCAAAAGGAGCUUUGCCUGGGCGACAGUCAGGCCAAAGGCUCCCACAUCAUGGCUCAGGCAAGUCUCCUGGCCUGUGAGGGGCUCUCGGGGGUCUGCCUGGUCCCCACAGUCGCCAGUAAGAAGAUGAUGCCCAAGGCUGGAAAACAGGAUGGGAAUCGGGAAAGAGGCUCCAGCCCUGACCUGCUGUCCCUCCGCCAAGACCCCGACAAGCCCCGCGCCCGCAAGGAUGACGACGCCCCCGAGGCCUCCAACCCCAAGAAAUCCAUGAAAAAGCGCCGCAAGCGGGUUCCUGGCGCCGAGGGACCCCCGAGCUCGUCCCGCCGCUCCCAGUCCCAGAUGGUGGUGAUCGAGCAAAACGGGUCCUUCCAGCUCAAGAACUUCAUCUGUGACCACUGUUUUGGGGCCUUCCGGAGCAGUUACCACCUCAAACGGCACAUCCUCAUCCACACUGGGGAGAAGCCCUUUGAGUGCGACGUGUGUGACAUGCGCUUCAUCCAGAAGUACCACCUGGAGCGGCACAAGCGGGUGCACAGCGGGGAGAAGCCCUACCAGUGCGAGCGCUGUAUGCAGAGUUUCUCCCGCACGGACCGGCUCCUGCGGCACAAGCGGAUGUGCCAGGGCUGCCAGGGCAAGACUCCCCCUGACUCCCAGCUCCUGCUGUGAAAUUCUGGAAAUUCUGGGGGUGCUGGAGGAAGGGGGAGCCUCCCUCCUGCACCCCCUACCCUCUGCAUCUGCUUCACCUGGAUUUUUCACCCCAAGCUGAGAACUCCUAAAAAACCCUGGAGUGUUCCCAGUGUGAAAAACUCAAGAGCCUUCCCAUUCUUCUGGCCUAAAAACUGGGAUAAUGAGCCCAAAAAUUCUCCUGGAAUCUUCAAGCUGUGCCCUCCUCAUCGUUGGAUCCCUAAAUCCACCCCACAUUCCCCCCCCAGAACAGACUGGGAGCCCCCAAACUGCCCAAAUCCCAUCGGGUUUGGGGUACCUGGGACACAGGUAGGAGGGUCCUGCUAGGAAUGACAUCUCCAAUCCUGCUUUUUUGGGGGAAAAAGAGGGAAAAAUGAGGAUUUUGGGAGGGUGUCUUGGCUUCAGAGGAAGGCAAAUUCCCCCUUUUUAUGGAAAA